This is a messenger RNA of Lecanosticta acicola, 1186 nucleotides long. NCBI's taxonomy places the organism in Eukaryota, Fungi, Ascomycota, Dothideomycetes, Mycosphaerellales, Mycosphaerellaceae. The record is from the annotation of a GenBank genome assembly.
AUGGCAGAGGUCAAGAAAUACAAGAUAAGCGAGCCUUAUCUCCACUUGUCGUGCGGACUGGGCGAAGUAAGUAGUGCGGCACAGUUACUGAGGAGGCAGUAUUGAAUUGAAGAUCGCGAGCUGAUUUUAUACACCUCGUGCGCCUAGGCCCCUUUUUGGGAGAAGAGCCGCGACAGCCUGCGCUUCGUGGACAUUGUGAAGGAGAAGCUGCACACCAUCAAUCUGACGCAAGGCCCCUCGUCUCACAAGCAGUGGGAUCUCAAAUUCAGCAUCGGCUGCACGGCAGAUAUUCAGGGCAAUGAGGACGAAUUUGUAAGUACAUGGUCGGCAGACGGCGCGGCGGCUUCAUCCUCGCUCGCUUACUCUCGUCGCUUGGUCAGAUUUUUGGGGGCAAGAGCGGUUAUGGCCUGUUCGACCGAGAGACCGGAGAACAUCGGAUCAUCAAAGACAUGUGGACCGAUGAGGAGCGGAAGGACGAUGGAGGUGGUAAGCCGGGGAAGGGAAAGAACCUGCAGGAGAGGAUGCGAUCGAAUGACGGCGCUGUCGAUAGCCGAGGUCGCUUCUUCGUCGGUAAGCAGAGGGGGAGUAGUGCUCUUUGCUGUUGGCAGAUGUACUGAUGGGACGUGCAGGUGCCAUGAACGACCCAGCUCUUGUAGGCGAGGGUUUCACAGACGAAGGCCUGCUGUUCCGAUUGGAUGCCGACCUCGGCCUGCACCGCGUCAAGAAGAAUGUCACAAUACCCAACGGCAUGUCCUGGAGCAGGGACAGCACUACAAUGUACUUCACCGAUUCACCUUCGGGUAAAAUCAUGGCUUAUCCGUACAACCCAGAGACCGGAGAAGCGUCUUUCGCGGACGGCAAGGUCUUCUUCACCUGCCCGUACGAGGGUGGAGUUCCCGAUGGUCAUUGCCAAGAUGAAGAGGGGCAUCUAUGGGUGGCUUGCUUUGGCACGGGAAAGGUGGUGCGAGUCAACCAGAGCGGUCAUGUGGUUGCCGAAAUCGAGGUGCCGACUCGGUGUGUGACUUGUCCGGCUAUCGCAGGCACCGAGCUCUUCAUUACGACUGCAAAAGAACAGGACCCGGAGAAGUACCCGUGGUCCAAGGAGUUUGAGGGCGCACUCUUCAAGAUCGACAUUGGCGUCCGCGGAAAGCCUCUGCACAGCUUCAAGAUGGCAGCCAGCCCAUGA